Molecule: messenger RNA, 1933 nt
Organism: Paramacrobiotus metropolitanus
Lineage: Eukaryota; Metazoa; Tardigrada; Eutardigrada; Parachela; Macrobiotidae
Exons: 2
Coding region: 626-1174 (182 amino acids)
Source: RefSeq, a predicted model, not a curated record
UCUCGAUUUCGCUGGCCAUCGAGACAUCGACUCACAAUAGCUGCGGUACUGUUAACUAACCUGGACACACUCGAGACUCGAGGCAUCGUAUACCACAGCGUCCACAGACAGGCUCGUUCGUUGUACACGCUGUGAUCGGGCCUAGAGUAUCUGUAUAUCGAGAAUGAUGUGCCAUGAAUACGUUAUACAUUGUGUUGUACUCCGUUUUUCAAGUACCGCCUUCAUAUUGUAGAUUGGCGAUCGAUAGAGAAUCCUUAUUAGCAUUACCGCGCGCGCCAUGCAAAUGCGCGCGCUCUCCGUCUCAACGAUCAGCGAAACCAGUUCACUGAUUUGGCAUUAUGGGCAUUUAGUAUCGUAGAAAACAGAUUACAGUACUCGUAAUAUUUCUAAAACAACGCAAUAUACGCGGCAUUUGUUUAGCUGAUACGCGAGGUUCUGGCUGUCGAUCCGACUGCAUGAUGGAGAAGAUAUCGGAGAUUCCAAUGGCUACUGGCAGUGUGUUGGCAUUAAGUAUCGCGGAAGUCCUCUUGGCAGUCGCGGGAUUCGCCGCAAAUUUCUACAACCUAUUUUACGAAACUUUAAGCGGUGUUUUGGAGGGAUACUGGCGGCAGUCGAGAAUAUUCCGAUGCUGCAAACGCUGGCCUUCGUCAUUUUCAUCCCGUUGUACGGAAUCCAGCUGGUAUGCGGUGCCCGUUCCCUGCUGGCCGGUGUGCGACUACUCCGUGGCCAGAGAAAUUCCGCCUUCCUCGAUGAAGAGAACUAUACCAUAUGCCAGUUCAGAUACUGCCAGACGUUGGCGUUAAUGAGCAGCGGCAUGUGCCUGCUGGCCCUGGUUUUCGCCUGGUUCUCCCACGUCGGGUUGGCCGCUAACCGGCUCUUCUGGUUCGCCAGACCCAAACCUGAGCCGUGGGAAGCCGUAAACCAAGCUUUCCAAGCCGAACUCCCCGGACAGAUGGCCAUGCUGGCAGCGGUUCUGCUACAAAUCGCCAGCGUUAUCGUGGUGGUUUUUACCAAUCGGCAAAGUAAAUUCGUCCGCAAAGAUCUGGAGUCUACAAAGCGGAAUGCGGAUGAUCACAUGUCGUCCCAGGAAGAGCGCAAGCUGCUUGCCCGUUCGAAGAAGCCCAGCGGACCACCGCCAGCGUACAGUGCCGGGAAAAUGGAGAUGGCGGUGUAGGACAAGAUGCCAAAUGUGACCUUUAGUUGCAGGCAUGGAUUCAUCGUUGAGUUCGCAGUACAUGACCUUUAACAGACAAUCAUUGAACAAGUUUACGCGCCCUGUGAGAAUCAAACACUAAACUGCGUGUCCAUAGUAGGCAGUGCUUGAAUAUCUAUAUAUAUAUUACAGUGUUUAUGCGCAAAUUGGCAUUAUGCAUCUUGUGUCACAAGUUUUAUCUAAGCACAUAGUAAUUUUGUAUUGAUGUGUACAGUAUGUGCUCCGAUUCUCGAGAGCCUCACCCGCAUACCUGUCAUAAUAAUCAUCACUGUCGAUUCCGGAGAACCUUCUUGUUAUCGCCCGUAUUUCCCGCUUCACGGUGCCAUCACGGAUUACCCGAGAUGCUUAACGCCCGUCACUGCAAACCCAGCGUUAGCCGCUUACGCCCAGCCGAAGUGCUUUCUCAUCCAUUGCUUUCUCCGUGUAGCGCUCCUUUCGCUCCUUCCAGAAGGAAUAUUCCCGCAAAACCAUGGCUGCUUUCAUUUUCGACGAUUUGCCCUGUUAUGCAAUGUAUAUAGAUAUACGCGCAUUUAACGCGCAUGCGCAUUUAACGCCUAUUUUGUGGCACUACAACUGGGCAUAAGUGCGAGUAAUAAGCAAGAAAUAAAAUUAGUGAUCAUAUCUCCUCAUACCGUUACCUGCUUUACUCGUACCAUUACCAUCGAUACGGUGCAUUUUACAGUUAUUCGGUAUAUUAAGCUUCUGAAUCUUUUUAGGAGC